Messenger RNA from Protopolystoma xenopodis, 591 nucleotides. The record is from the annotation of a GenBank genome assembly. Lineage: Eukaryota; Metazoa; Platyhelminthes; Monogenea; Polystomatidea; Polystomatidae.
AUGCCUCAUGUUGUUAUGCCAAUUAUAACAAAUGUUCAGGACUACCAAAAUGAUCCAGAAGCCUCACUCGGAGCUGCCAUUCCAACCGGAAAGGCCCUUUCGGAGUCGAGGCUCUGCGAUUCGCCACUCGGUCAUUCCUCUUCCAACAGUUCUACUCUGUCGGCCGGCGGUCAGAAUAGAUACUGCUGCACUUCAACUCCACUUGAUUCUCUCUCCUACACUGGCUCAGGAUCUGCUGGAUCUGCGGAUACUGUUGCCACGGUGACAGCUGCCUAUACCUUGUCACCGCAACCACCCACAUCUUUACCUCUUGUUGAGGCCGGUAUGUCUGUUGUCCUAGCAACAGGUGGAGCUAAUGAAACGAAUAGCCCCGACGCCGGUACUCCCCCAGGUCAAACGACUUCAGAUAUCGAACCAGAAAAGGCGGUACCAGAGUCAUGUGAUCGACUUCAGCAGACGGUGACGGUGUUCAGGGGCCGGAGUUCGAGUCCCAGCAAACGAUUCAGCGCACGGUGUCUCGAUGGCGAGGGCAAUCUUCCGAGACCUACUGUAAGUUCUCUGACUGACUCAAAUAGUUUUCAUCCUUUUUGA